Molecule: messenger RNA, 561 nt
Organism: Malassezia pachydermatis
Lineage: Eukaryota; Fungi; Basidiomycota; Malasseziomycetes; Malasseziales; Malasseziaceae
Product: adenine phosphoribosyltransferase
Exons: 3
Coding region: 1-561 (186 amino acids)
Biological process (GO): adenine salvage; AMP salvage
Cellular component (GO): cytoplasm
Molecular function (GO): adenine binding; AMP binding; adenine phosphoribosyltransferase activity
Source: RefSeq, a predicted model, not a curated record
AUGGCUGAUAUCGAAUUGCUCAAGGCCAAGUUCCAGUACUACCCUGACUGGCCCAAGAAGGGUGUGCUGUUUUGCGAUGUGCUGCCUGUGCUGCGCGACCCGAUCACGUUUGAGCUGCUGAUCACGCACUUCAUGUCGCAUAUCUUCACGUCGACACUCCCACGCUUGGCACACUCGCAGGCGGAUGCGCGCAUCAACUAUGUCGUGGGCUUGGAUGCGCGUGGUUUCCUUCUUGCGCCGAUCAUUGCGCAGCGUUUGGGCGCUGGCUUUGUGCCUGUGCGCAAGCGCGGCAAGUUGCCUGGCACGUGUGCACAGGCGACGUUCCAGAAGGAAUACGGUGAGGACGUGUUUGAGAUGCAGAAGGAUGCGAUUCCCGCUGGCUCCAACGUGUUGAUUGUGGAUGAUCUGAUCGCUACCGGUGGCUCUGCCUCGGCGGCCGGCGAACUUGUGCGUCAGCUGGGCGCCAAGACAGUGGAGUACCUGUUCAUCGUCUCGAUUCCGUUCCUCAAGGGGGCAGAGAAGUUGGAUGCACCCGAGUACCACCUGGUCGAGAUGGACUAA